This is a messenger RNA of Lycium barbarum (goji berry), 3119 nucleotides long. Its product is annotated as G-type lectin S-receptor-like serine/threonine-protein kinase LECRK2. The coding region runs from base 122 to 2296 and encodes 724 amino acids. Lineage: Eukaryota; Viridiplantae; Streptophyta; Magnoliopsida; Solanales; Solanaceae. The transcript is spliced from 2 exons. Gene Ontology annotation, biological process: protein phosphorylation. The record is from RefSeq and is a predicted model, not a curated record. Gene Ontology annotation, molecular function: protein serine/threonine kinase activity; ATP binding.
GUCAACAUUUCCUUAAAAAAAUGCAGUCGGUCAUUUCAGUUGUAGUUGCAACAUUUAAAUUCGUAACUUUAAAUUCCAUGUAUCCAUUCUGAUUUUCAAGAAACUUUGCCUAUUUUCUUGCAUGGCUUCUACAAUUGUCCCUUAUCUAUUUCUACUUGCAUUUUUAGUGCUUCCACCUUCAACAAUUGCUAAAUCUUACAAAAACAUUAGUUUAGGCUCAACACUCACUACAAGUGAUGUUACUAAUUUUUGGCUAUCUCCAUCUGGUGAAUUUGCUUUUGGCUUUCAAAAAAUUGGAAAUGGUUCAUCAGGAUUCUUACUAGCCAUUUGGUUCAACAAACUCAAAGAAAAGACCAUAGUUUGGUCAGCCAAUAGAAAUAAAAUCGCACCAGAUGGAUCCAAAAUUCUGCUCUCCAUCGAUGGAAAUCUGGUGUUUUACACAGUUGAAGCAAAUAAUGCAUAUUGGUCAACCACGACUGGUGGCAGUGGUUACCAGGUGAUCUUCAAUCAAUCCGGCUUUAUUUUCGUUCAAGCAAAGAACGGAACUCUGUUGACUUGGAUAUCUUCUUCCAAUGAGGCAAACUCAACAACAAGCCAAUUGUAUCAGCGAGCGAUUCUUGAAUAUGAUGGAGUUUUUAGGCACUAUGUCUAUCCAAAAAAAUCUUCUAGUGGCAGGCCGAUGGAAUGGUUUACUACUUAUAACAUUCCAGACAACAUCUGUUUGUCUAAACCGCAAGGUAUAGGAGGCAUCGCCUGUGGUUUCAACAGCCUUUGCUCGAUUGGAACUGACCAGCGGCCAAGAUGUAAGUGUCCACUCGGGUAUAUCUUGAAUGAUCCGAACGACAAAUUAGGCAAUUGCAAACCGAAUUUCCCCCAGCAAGAUUGUAAGGAUGAAUCGCGAGAUGUUGAGGCUUUCACUAUCUACGAAAUGCCCAACACUAACUGGUUCGGCGGUGAUUAUGCAUCCUACCUAGAUGGCACAGAGGAUUCCUGCGGACAGAAUUGUUUAAGUGACUGUUAUUGUGCUCUUGCUGUUUAUUACAGAGGAUCUUGUUGGAAGAAAAGGUAUCCGCUUUUAAAUGGGAGAGUAGAUCCAACAGAUUCAACGAAAGCUUUUUUAAAAAUAAGGAAAGACAACUCCACAGUGGGACCGAGAACAACAACAACUAUUACUACGCCUCAGUCUCAGGAUGGUGAAAAAAGGAAAAAUCAAUCUAGUCUAAUCAUUUCUGUUUCUGUAUUGUUGGGCAGUUCAAUUUUCAUCUUAAUGUUGUUGGCCUUUUUGUAUGUUUUUAAGUUCAAAUGGAAAAAAACAAAGAAGAUGUUACCAUAUCAAGUUGUUUCAGGAGUGAACAUAAGAUGUUUUAGCUACAAUGAGCUAGAAGAAGCUACAAACGGAUUCGAAGAAGUGUUAGGAACCGGGGCCUUCUCAACAGUUUACAAAGCGGUUCUUAAUGACGAAAAUGGGAAAAUCGUCACUGUCAAGAAACUACACAAGACGGUAACAGAAGGAGAAGAAGGAUUCCAUGCUGAAGUGAAUUCAAUCAGCAGGACUAAUCACAAGAACUUGGUCCAACUCCUCGGGUUCUGCAACGAAGGCCAACACCGUCUUUUGGUAAAUGAACACGUGAAAAAUGGCUCAUUAGCAGACUUGUUAUUCAAAGAUUCUAGGCUUAGUUGGUCCAAAAGGGUACAAGUUGCUAUAGACACUGCUAAAGGGCUUUGCUAUUUGCAUGAAGAGUGUCGUGCCCAAAUUAUACACUGUGACAUCAAGCCCCAAAAUGUGCUCUUAGAUGAAAGUUUGACAGCAAACAUAGCAGAUUUCGGAAUAGCCAAGCUUUUGGGGAAAGAUCAGACUGGAACGACCACUAAGGUACGUGGAACGAGAGGAUACGUCGCCCCAGAGUGGUUCAGGAACACGGCUAUAACCGUCAAAGUGGACGUAUACAGCUUUGGAAUCUUGCUUUUAGAGCUGAUCUGCUGCAGAAAAAGUUACAAGCAGGACGUGGCGAAUGAGAACGAGAUGAUACUUGCGGAGUGGGCUUGUGAUUGCUAUAGAAGAAAGGAGUUGCACUUACUCGCAGGCGAUGAUGAAGAGGCAAUAGAAGAUAUCAUGAGGUUCGAGAAGUUGUUGAUGGUUGCUAUUUGGUGCAUUCAAGAAAAUCCAGCAUUAAGGCCUAGCAUGAAGAAUGUUAUGCUAAUGCUUGAAGGUUCUGUGGAAGUCUCAAUUCCUCCUGACCCUUUUUUCUUUAUCUGUUCUGUUUAUCAAGGGAAAAGGUGGAAAUAUACCCCUUAACUUUGCGAUUUAGAGCAGAUAUAUCCCAAUUAUAAAAGUGUUGUAAAUAUACUCCUACCGUUACAAAAUAGUGCAAAUAUACCCUCUUUGCUAACAAAAUUUUAUUUAAAAAUCAUUUAGUUGAUUUUUUAAUUAAAAAAAAUACCACGUGGCUUUAAAAAAAAGUCCACCCGUUUUUUUUUAGUAGGCGUAUUUUUCUAAAGCCACAUGAUAAUUUUUUUUUUCUGGUGGGUCAGGUCUGGUUCGUUUAAAAAAAUGGGUAGACUUGUUUUUUUUAAAGCCACAGAGAUAUUUUUUUAAACGAACCAGACCCGAUCCACCAAAAAAAAAUUUACCAUGGGCAUUAGAAAAAUAUGUCUACUCAAAAAAAAUGAGUAGACUUUUUUUAAAGCCACGUGGCAUUUUUUUAAUUAAAAAAAUAAGCUAAAUGAUUUUAAAAAAAAUUCCGUCAGCCAAAAGGGUAUAUUUGCACUAUUUGUGUAAGGCAGGGGUAUAUUUGCACUAUUUUAUAACGGCAAGUGUAUAUAUAUACUGCUUUUUUAACGGAGAGUAUAUAUGCUCUAAAUCGUAAAGCUGAGAAGUAUAUUUGCACCUUAGAUCAAUCAUGUUUUCUCCCUUAUCCUUUUUGUUUGCACCCAAAGGCUAUAGAAUGAAACCUGUAUGUGUGCUCAUAAUCAAAACUAUAUCUGUAUGUCCUCUGCAUUAUGUUUCUUGAAAUGUAUUAUUCCAAUUUCAAGUUCAGUUUAAUCAUAGAAAAUAAAUUAAGAAAAUGUUGUCAACUGUGUUCGAUACAAUGAAUAAAUAGGAACGAUAUUUGAGAUAA